AUGGCCAACGCUAGGCAAACCGUCCAUCAGGAGGCCACCCAGAAUUUCACCGGCCUUGCUUCACCCAUCACCAUCCCACCCAUAGUCAACGACCACUCAUGGCAGAUUCCAUCUUAUGCCAUGCAGGCCAUAACCAAUAGUAUCCAAUUCCAUGGCCGAGACGAUGAGGAUGCCCCGGCCCACAUCAACCGUUUCUCUAGGAUGCUAGCGACCUUUAGCCUUCAAGGUGCACCAAACGAUGCUACCUACCUACAACUGUUCCCGUUCUCAUUAGCCGGUCGUGCAGCUACUUGGUUGGAUUCUCAACCAGCCGGUACUUUUACCACAUGGGCGGGGCUUCGUCAAGCCUUUCUGAACAAGUACUUCCCGCCCGCAAAAGCUUCACGACUCAGAGACGAGAUCCACUCUUUUCGCAUGGGGCCCGACGAGCCUUACUACUUUGCUUGGGAAAGGUUUCAAAACCUUUGUGCUCGUUGCUCCCAACACGGUCUUUCCGAUUGGGCCUUAUGUGAGAAGUUCUACAAUGGACUCACCCAAGAAACUAGGGAUAGGUUUGAUACGAAUGCAGGGGGGCAUAUGAUGGGUAUUCUUACAGUUCCUGAGUGCUUAGAGAGGUUCGAGGCAUUUGCUCAGUCUCAAUCUCAGUCACGUUCCGAUCAGAGGUAUCAAGGUGGUAAUUCUAAUACCACUACCAGCACACCCGCCCAAGGGGUGAACCACGUCACCGUGGAUCCUGGUCUAGCCUCUUUCUUGCAAAACAUGAAUAAGCAACUCAACGAAAUUCAAGCUAAGAUAGAUAAAUGUGAGUUUUGCCGAGGUGGACACGAUACGAAUGCGUGUCCUUUGCUAGUUGGUGAGGAACAGUGUGAUUACCUAGGAGGAGGGUUCGGUAGAGGCCAAUUUAGCGGUUCAGGUCCCACUAAUCCCUUGGGGUCGGGUUGGAGAAAUAAUAAUAAUAACUUCAAUAAUAAUAAUACUUUUCGUCCAAAUGGACCCCCUGGCUUUCAAAUGGCUCAAAACCCUAAUAGGGGCCAAAAUUCACUAUUUGGUGGGGGUUCAAGUGGGCAGUUCAACAAAGGGUUCAAUGGGCAGGUCAAAGAUGGGGGGUCAAAUAACCAGGGUCAAACAGGUCAAGGUUCAAGUUAUGACCUAGGAGGUAGUCUAGAACGAAUGGAGUCCAUGAUGAGUCAACUAAUUGUUAGAGACCAAACUACCCAAAAGACCUUAAGCGAACAUGACCUUUUGCUUAAAAAUCAUCAAGCCUCAUUCCAAGACCUUUCAAGAGUUGUAGGGGAUAUAUCUAGGAAGCUAGAAGAGAGGUUGCCCGGUCAGUUCGCGGGUAAUACAAAACCUAACCCUAAUGCCCAAGCCAAAGCCAUUACCACCCGUAGUGGCAAGACCUUAUAG
Molecule: messenger RNA, 1407 nt
Organism: Helianthus annuus (common sunflower)
Lineage: Eukaryota; Viridiplantae; Streptophyta; Magnoliopsida; Asterales; Asteraceae
Exons: 1
Coding region: 1-1407 (468 amino acids)
Source: RefSeq, a predicted model, not a curated record